Messenger RNA from Physella acuta, 721 nucleotides. RefSeq lists its product as uncharacterized. The record is from RefSeq and is a predicted model, not a curated record. NCBI's taxonomy places the organism in Eukaryota, Metazoa, Mollusca, Gastropoda, Physidae.
AUUAAAAUAUUUAGAUUUAAUUUUGCUGCAGUCAGCAGUUUCUACUGAACUGUGAGUGUUCCCUGGAUAUCUGUGGGUGGAGCGACUGUCCUACUCUCUGUGGAGCCGACUGUCCUUCUGCGUGGAGCCGACUGUUUUACUGUACAAGAUGGAUCUCCUGAGUUUCUUACACACCCUUGUUUUCCUUCUAUCUUGUUUGUUUUCUGGAUCUCUGUGCGUGACUUCUACAAGAACGAGCAAGUCGACACCAUCCACCACCACCACAACUACAACAACCACCACAGAUGGCACACCUGUUGUGACAACCACCGUCCCACCCGGCAACUACGACAAAGGGAUGAGGGAAUGUCAUAUGCAGUACCUGGCAGCGGGGGAGAACAGAGAAAACGCCUUCAAGUUCUACGAAUGUGCCAGCGCUGUGGAAUGUGAGACCACUUUAGAGAAUUGUGAAUCUCUGAAAACCAGAUACCUGAACUACAUCAAAAACCAAGAGAUCCACUGGACAGAUGAGCUGGACAGUGACAAACGCCGGAACAACGCCAUCACCAUCUGUGGUGGUGCCACACGCUACAUCAACGUCGUCUUCAUGGCUGUCGUCCAUUUGAUGUCCAAGUUUUAAAACUUUACCCUAACUGUUCCCAUGACAAACUUCACCCUAACAGUUCUCAUGACAAACCACUGCAGGCACAACGUUCAUCCAACUGAUUUUGUAUCAUAAUAU